UCUAUAAUUCUACCCUCUGAUCCACCCUCCACUUGGACCGAUCAUCAUAGCUCCGUCUCAUAUUGUGCUCAAAAUAUUUGACUUCAAACGUCCCACAAAUUGAUGCAAGUGGGGCAUAAUUUAGGAUAGGGAUUGAGUGGGAGGAUUUACCUGAAAGCUUAGAGCAGCAGGAUGGCCGCCAUUUGGAACCUUCCCUCCAUUCUUCUUCCCCUCUCCGGCCUCCUGUCUCUCUUUCUCACCCACCCGCCCCCCUUGACCGCCUCCGCCGCCGCCGCCCCCUCCGAGCUCCUCUCCUUCCGCGAAGCCCCGGCUUUCCGCAACGGCGACGCGUGCGGCAAGGAGCUCGUCCACAUCGCGAUGACCCUCGAUGUUAAUUACAUCAGGGGCACGAUGGCGGCCGUGUUUUCAAUCCUGCAGCACUCCACGUGCCCUGAAAACGCGGCCUUCCAUUUCCUCUGGGCCCGCAACCAGCCCGAGGUCUUCUCCGCCAUCAACUCCACCUUCCCGUACUUGAGGUUCGACAUAUACGUCUUCGACACCGCCAGGGUCCAGGGCCUCAUCUCCAAGUCCAUCCGGCAGGCGCUGGACCAGCCUCUGAACUACGCCAGGGUAUACCUGGCAGACAUCCUCCCAGAACAUGUCAAGCGCGUCAUCUACCUCGACUCCGACCUCGUCGUGGUCGACGACGUCAUGAAGCUCUGGGAGGUGGACAAUGCCGACCGGGUGCUCGCGGCGCCCGAAUACUGCCACGCAAACUUCACCGUCUAUUUCACGGACACAUUCUGGUCGGACCAGAAACUAGUCAACGCAUUCGAAGGCGGGAAACACCCCCCGUGGAGACCGUGCUACUUCAACACGGGGGUGAUGGUGGUGGACGUGGAGAAGUGGAGGCGGGGGGGAUACACGGAGAGGGUGGAGGGGUGGAUGGCGGUGCAAAAGCAAAAGAGGAUUUACCACCUCGGCUCCUUGCCGCCGUUCUUGCUCGUCUUCGCCGGGAACAUAAUGCCGGUCGACCACCGAUGGAACCAACAUGGGUUGGGUGGGGACAACAUUGAAGGGAAAUGCAGGAGACUGCACCCUGGUCCCAUCAGCUUGCUCCAUUGGAGCGGAAAGGGUAAACCCUGGUUAAGGCUGGAUUCCGGGAACCCAUGCAAUGUUGAUCAUUUGUGGGCUCCUUACGACCUUUUUCGCUCUUCAAAACAUUCCUUUGAAGAGUGAUAUGUGUGUGUGUGUGUGUAUGAGUUCAAAAAAUUUAUUCCAUUUCU
Molecule: messenger RNA, 1265 nt
Organism: Cuscuta campestris
Lineage: Eukaryota; Viridiplantae; Streptophyta; Magnoliopsida; Solanales; Convolvulaceae
Source: the annotation of a GenBank genome assembly